UCACAGUCCACAGCGACUCGUCCUGCUCCUGCAAACCCAAGCGGCCAAGCACAUGCUUGCUUCCCAGUCUCUCCGAGAAAACCGAGACAUCCAUCCGUCGUCGGGGCCCACACGUCCCCGGCGCAAGCGGCAAGCGCACCGGCCCCGUUCGCCGGCCGACGCGGCGACGGCCCCCUUCUCACCUUCUGAAAAGGGAAAAUUCGAACCGACGAGCGGAGCCGGUCCAGGAUAAACGCGCUCUCCCGCUCCCCAUUGCUCUCCCACGCCGACGCCCGCCCGCCCUCGGAGAUUCGGCCGCCCGACCCCGCAGCGGGAAUCGCCGAUUACACCCAAACGACGGUUCUGCCAUGAGUCCUGUGGCUUCCUGUCCUACGCAUACCAUUCAUCUAUUGAUCGCAGUUUUGUUGGCACUGGCAGCUAUCUACGUGCAUGUGCCAGCCACUGCUAUCAUCGUGGUCCCAAAUUCUAAUUGUUAUACCUUUGAUAAUGAAAGCCGCCUUAUUGAUUUUACACAUCUGGUCGGAAAGGAAUAUGAAUAUAACGAACAGGGUUUGCAACGCUCUGAUUUGGUUGUUGAGUUCUGCAAAGAUGUGCAGAAAAGAUCUCAAGAGGGUUACAUUGAAUUUGGACGUUUUGUUAGUUCUCGCUCUUUUCUAUUUGGUUCAGGGCCUACUGACUAUAUUCAGAGAUUCCACAAUGGAGAUUUAGUGCACUGUGAAACUACCUUCAAAAUGAUGGGUCGUACAGCACAGGUAAACAUCAAAUGUGGACAUUGCUCAAAUAAAGCUUGCAGAGAUGAACAAGGAUGCAUCUGUAGCAUAUCUUACGAUGAAAGGAUGUGCAGGGUGCUUGUUGAACUUGCUAUUCCUUGUUCUAAAAGUGGUCCAAGAGUAUUCAAGGGUUUCACUGUGGGAUUCCAUCCCCGGUCAUCAGAAAUUGUUUAUAAUGGAUUGACUCAGCUGGGAUUUGAGCAACUCCAUCAUGGUUUUAGCUUUCAAACCGAGCAGAUUCAUGUCUCCCUGUAUCUUAGUGCUAUGUCUUCCCUCGCAGGUCUUGUUGGAAAACCUACCCUCAAGGUUAAUCCAGCGAAAGGGCUUAGUGUUACACUUACAGGAUCAGGGCUCAAUGGUGCCAUGCCUACUACCCUGUCUCCUACAGUUCUGAAUGUGGAUUGGAGAUGUGAAAUUGCUCGAAGCAGUCCUUAUGAGGUCAAUAUUUUGAUCCCAGUGGAGGGCUAUGAUCCGAUUGAGUUUACACUUACCAAAGAAUGUGGUUACGCACAAGAAAAAGAGAGUGAUCUCAUGAAAGGCUGGGCAACAUUUGGAAUUAUUUCAUGCAUAUUCGUUAUCUUGUCAACUCUACUUUGUUGUGGAGGGUUCAUCUACAAAACCCGCGUGGAGCACCUGUAUGGUUUAGAUGCACUGCCUGGGAUGGCGUUCUUAUCUGCCUUUCUGGAUGCUGUUGGUAGACCAAGAGGCUACUUGCAAGCAGACAAUCCUAGUGAAAAUCAUGCAAGCCAGGCAUCUUGGGAACACACAGGUGGUACCAUACAAGCAGCACAGAGGGCAAAUGAUAGGGCCUAUGGAUCGAUAUGAACUAAAGCAUAUAUAGUUCUGAGGACUGUAAGAUUGCAUUCUGUACUCAAUUAAGCUAGGCUUUAUUUAAUCUCAUACAUAAUAUAUGUAUACAAUCCCCCAUCCUGUUUUCAAUAUUUUUUCCUCUGCAAUUUACUAGCAAGCGAGCUUAUGGAGUGUUGCUAAUCAUCAUUACAUUUUCAUAAUUAGGCCUGCUCAUUCAACUACCA
Molecule: messenger RNA, 1804 nt
Organism: Setaria italica (foxtail millet)
Lineage: Eukaryota; Viridiplantae; Streptophyta; Magnoliopsida; Poales; Poaceae
Exons: 18
Coding region: 348-1595 (415 amino acids)
Source: RefSeq, a predicted model, not a curated record